UCAUUUUUCUUAUUUUUUCGUUAUUUUAAUUUCCAGAUUGUUGGAUUUAAACUCAAAUAGAGGAAUUCGAAUAUCUUUUCAGCUUUCUCCUAUGGUUCUGCCGUGGAUCUGUCAAGGCGCCUGAACUUCUGGUUAUCUUAUCGAACAGCAUCAUGACUCCAUUUGGUUACAAUUAAUUUAAAUGAAUCAAGAAUAGUUCAGAAAGCAUUUCCUCACGGCCGCCUUUGAGGAAUAUUUCUCAGGCAUUUCCCGAAGACGAUCCUUCAAUCGGUCCCUGCCAGGAUCCCACCCACCCCGAACCCCGUGUAAAACGAUUGGUCGAUAUCGUGGAUCUUUGUGAUUCUAUUGAUCUGUUGAGCUGUCCGUCAAUAUUCGGCCGGGAUUUCCGCUGGAAAUUGUUACAUUGUGGCCGGGGCUGAAAUUGACAACAAAGUAACUUGGGCCUUUCCAUCCCCAAACAAAUCUGCUUCCAAAAAAUAACCCCGGACAAACUAUCUUCUCAAAGUGUCUUAAAUUCUAAAGAAAACUUUGCGGUUAAGAAGUAGGGAAAGGGACGAGGACCUUUUUCCUCCUGCUGUUUCUAUGCCCGUUUGACUCCACAACCGUCCCCAACUGGGAGGGCCUUGAAAGUGGAAGUGUCUUCUUUUGCUCAAUCUGGCUGACACCCUGACACCUACGUGGCUUUGACUCCUGGCUUAAUGCACUUUGAGGACGAUGACAGAAUACAAAUUGGUGGUCGUAGGAGCUGGUGGCGUUGGGAAGAGUGCUCUAACUAUUCAGCUGAUACAGAACCACUUUGUCGAUGAAUAUGAUCCAACUAUAGAGGAUUCCUACAGAAAACAGGUGGUUAUUGAUGGAGAAACCUGUUUAUUAGAUAUUCUGGACACAGCAGGUCAAGAGGAAUACAGCGCUAUGAGAGAUCAAUACAUGCGAACGGGCGAGGGCUUCCUCUGCGUCUUUGCUAUCAAUAACAUAAAAUCCUUUGAAGAUGUCCAUCUGUAUAGGUUAGUAUUACGUACAGUUCAAAUUUGUAACAGCUAUUUAAAACGACAAAGAAAUACAAUUUCAGUUUAUUUUUGA
Molecule: messenger RNA, 1080 nt
Organism: Rhincodon typus (whale shark)
Lineage: Eukaryota; Metazoa; Chordata; Chondrichthyes; Orectolobiformes; Rhincodontidae
Product: GTPase HRas
Exons: 5
Coding region: 715-1080 (121 amino acids)
Biological process (GO): Ras protein signal transduction
Cellular component (GO): plasma membrane
Molecular function (GO): GTPase activity; GDP binding; GTP binding
Source: RefSeq, a predicted model, not a curated record